AAGAACAGCUCUCUCUGGUCGGUAUUUAGGUUCAGCGUUCUCAUCCUACGAUGAGAUCACUGCUAGUUGUAGUUCUUCCCCUCCUGAUUCUUGUGCUUGCUGCCCACGUAUCCCAAGCUGAUGACAAGGGCUCUGCGGGUGGAAAUGGGAAGGCCUCCUAUGGGAGUGGUGAUCAUAAAUCCAAUGGUGUAGGGCCAGUGAAAAAUCCACAUUGCCCCAAGCCAGGACGUGGCCCGAAUCCUCACGACAAGGAUGGCCCAACCAAUAGAGGUCGGCCAAACAAGGACUGUGACGAUGCAGAGACAACACCGUCAUCGCCUGAUGGAGCUGGGCCUUCCCCGGACCAAGGUAAUGGUACCCCAUCGCCACCGGCAUCCCCGUCUUAUUCUCCACCCAUGGCUCCAACCGACCAAACUAAUACCCAGCCACCUCCAUCUCCAUUAGAUCCUAGUCCUACUACACCACCUGCCUACCAACCUAGCACUCAAUCUCCUCCACCGCCAUCACCAUCUAGCCCCUCGCCACAAGCUCCAGCCACCCCACAAACACCUCCAUCUCCUCCCCCUGUUACACCUCCAACAUACGAACCUAACAAUCAACCGCCACCACCUUCACUCAAUCCUUCAUCCAUUCCCCCACCUCCAUCGAGCCCACCCACAGCACCUCCAGUGGACCCAACUAACGAGCACCCUCCUCCAUCAUCGCCAUCAUCAAGCCCUCCACCACUAGCUCCUGCUACACCUCCACCCUACCAACCUAGCGAUCAAUCCCCUCCACCGUCAUCAUCAUCUAGCACCCCACCACUAGCUCCGGCAACCCCACAAACACCAUCUAGCCCCCCUUUUUCACCUCCAACCUAUGAACCUAAUGACCAACCGCCACCGCCUCAAUUGAAUCCUCCAUCCAGCCCACCUAUAGCACCUCCAAUGGGUCCGACUGAUGAGCAACUUCCUCCACCAUCGCCAUCAUCUAGCCCCACACCAAUAGCUCCAACCACACCUCCCCCCUACCAACCUAGUGAUCAAUCUCCUCCACCGCUAUCAUCAUCUAGCCCACCACCACCAACUCCAGCCACCCCACAAAUACCUCCAUCUAGUCCUCCUAUUACACCUCCAACAUACGAACCUAAUGACCAACCGCCACCACCUCCAUUGAAUCCUCCAUCCAUUCCUCCACCGCCUCCGUGUAGCCCACCCGCAACACCUUCAACGGACCCGACUAAUGAGCAGCCUCCUCCACCAUCGUCAUCAUCGAGCCCUCCACCAGUAGCAACGGCUACACCUCCACCCUACCAACCUAGCGAUCAAUCCUCUCCACCACCACCAUCAUCUAGCCCUCCUGUUACACCUCCAACAUACGAACCUAACGAUCAACCUCCACCACCACCUUUAAAUCCUCCAUCCGUUCACCCACCGCCUCCAUCUAGCCCACCCGAAACAUCUCCAAUGGCCCCAACUAGUGAGCAUCCUCCUCCAGCAUCACCCACAUUUAGCCCCCCACCAAUAGCUCCUACUACACCUCCACCUUACCAACCUAGUGAUCAAUCCCCUCCAACACCAUCAUCAUCUAGCCCCCCACCACUAGCUCCACCCACCCCACAAACACCUCCAUCUAGUCCCCUUUUUACACCUCCAAUAUACGAACCUAACAAUCAACCGCCACCGCCUCCAUUUAAUCCUCCGUCCAUUCCCCCACCACCUCCAUCUAGCCCACCCACAACAACUCCAAUGGCCCCUACUAAUGAGCAGGCUCCUCCACCAUCAUUGUCAUUUAGCCCACCAUCAAUAGCUCCUACUACACCUCCACCCUACCAACCUAGUGAUCAAUCCCCUCCACCGCCGUCAUCAUCUAGUCCUCCACCACUAGCUCCAGCCACCCCACAAACUCCUCCAUCUAGUCCCCCUGCUACAUCUCCACCCUACGAGCCUAGCGAUCAACCACCACCGCCACAUUGCCCUAAGCCCGGACGUGGUCCAAAUCCCCAUGGCGGUGAUGGCCAUAGUAAUAAUGGUCGUGGACCACCAGAAAAGGAUUGCAGUGAAGCAGAGACAUCACCGCCAUCACCUGAGCCAUCCCCAAACCAAGGUAAUGGUUCGCCAUCACCACCGCCACCCCAAUCUUAUUAUCCACCCAUGGCUCCACCUCCAUUAGAUUCUAGUCCUCCUACACCACCACCACCAUACCAAACUAGUGAUCAAUCCCCUCCACCCCCAUCAUCCUCUAGCCCCCCACCACUAGCUCCAGCCACCCCACAAACAUCUCCAUCUAGUCCCCCUGUUACACCUCCAACAUACGAACCUAACUAUCAACCGCCACCGCUUCCAUUGAAUCCUCCAUCCAUUAGCCCACCACCUCCGUCUAGCCCACCUACAACACCUCCAAUGGCCCCGACUAAUGAGCAACCUCCUCCACCAUCAUCGUCAUCUAGCCCCCCACCAGUAGCUCCUACUACACCACCACCGUACCAAACUAGUGAUCAAUCCCCUCCACCACCAGCAUCAUAUAGUCCCCCACCACUAGCUCCAGCCACCCCACAAACACCUCCAUAUAGUUCCCCUGUUACACCUCCAAGUUAUGAACCUAACUAUCAACCGCCACCGCCUCCACUGAAUCCUCCAUCCGUUCCAACACCACCUCCAUCCAGCCUUCCUGCAACACCUCCAAUGUCCCCGGCUAAUGAGCAGCCUCCUCCACCAUCGCCAUCAUCACCAUUAAGUCCACCUGCCACACCUCCAACGUACCAAGCUAACCAACCACCGCCGUCGGCACUGACACCACCACCACCUAGUCCUUCAGCAACAACGUCACCACCUGGUCCCCCUACCGGUACUAAUGGAUGGGUGCAAGUUCAUAACUUCCGUGACACUUUGUACUGGCAAAUCGCGCGCUUUGCGGUAUUAAUGCACAAGUUGGUAUACAAGAAGGAGAUGACCCUUGUCGAUGUGUUGUAUGUGAGCAUGCAGCCUUCGGGAAUUGGCAACAACUACUUUCUUGAGAUAAAAGCUGCGGAUGAAAACAAUAAGGUCGGCAGGUAUCAAGUGCUCGUAUGGGGUGUGCCUGGGUCAACAGCUCAACCAUGGAAAGUACUGUCAUUUAAAUUUAUAGGAUACUAAAGCACAUGGUGAAACUAAGAAUCUAGCUAGUAGCCAUGUGUGGUAUUUCUAGGGAAAAGAUAUAUAGAAUUUUUGUGGUCAAUGUGCGCCUGCAUGUCUGUAGAUUAGUUAAUCUUUGUAGCACUUAGGGGCUUGAUAUACCAAUAUAUGAUUCUGAUUUCAACGAUAA
Triticum aestivum (bread wheat) is the source of this 3282-nucleotide messenger RNA. Its product is annotated as extensin-like. Lineage: Eukaryota; Viridiplantae; Streptophyta; Magnoliopsida; Poales; Poaceae. The record is from RefSeq and is a predicted model, not a curated record. Bases 51 to 3113 code for a protein of 1020 amino acids. Gene Ontology annotation, molecular function: cysteine-type endopeptidase inhibitor activity. The transcript has a single exon.